Messenger RNA from Cuscuta campestris, 2106 nucleotides. NCBI's taxonomy places the organism in Eukaryota, Viridiplantae, Streptophyta, Magnoliopsida, Solanales, Convolvulaceae. The record is from the annotation of a GenBank genome assembly.
ACCCACCCCAGCAAAGAGAGAAAAAAGCAGACUCUGUUUCUUUUCUUGAAUUGCCAUUCCCCUUACCUUUCUUCUCCCAAUUUCUUCUGCUCUCUUUCUUUCUCUCUUAUUCACAUUCAAAGACCUAAUUUUCAGUUGCUUAUGUUGACCAAAAACACCCUCACAUUUCACCUUUUCUCCCCUACAAAUACCCAAAUCCACCCACCAUUAACAGCACUGAAGAAGAAAUUUGGGAGUUUGGGAGGGAGAUAAAUUCAUUCAUUCAUUCAUUUUAUUUAUUUAUUCAACUUUUUUUUUGAAAAAAACUAUCAAUGGGAAACUCAAUAUGGGCUUUGUUAUCACCAUACACACCAUAUCUGAUCUCCAUUGUAGCAAUUCUUCUUGUUCUUGAGCAGUUAUCUUACCUGAAGAAGAAGAAGUUUCUUCCCGGUCCGGCGCUGGUUUUUCCGUUCAUCGGUACUGCCAUGACUCUGGUCACCAAUCCGACCAAGUACUGGGAAGUCCAAUCAUCUCUAGCCAAGUCCAAUGGCCAUGGCGUUUCUGCAAAUUACAUCUUCGGCCGCUUCAUUCUCUACAUUCAUUCAACCGACCUCUCCCACAAGGUGUUCGCCAAUGUCCGGCCGGACGCCUUCCAUCUAAUCGGACAUCCGUUCGGCAAGAAGCUCUUCGGCGAGCAUAACUUGAUAUACAUGUUUGGGGAGAAGCACAAGGAGCUCCGCCGCAGAAUCGCUCCCAAUUUCACCCCCAAGGCGCUGGCCACGUACACCGGGAUUCAACAGAGGAUUAUUAUCAAACACCUGGCGUCCUGGUUGGAGAAGUGCUCCGCCGCGCCGUCGCAGCCGGUUCCGCUCCGCGUUCUCUGCCGGGAUAUGAACUUGGAGACCUCGCAGACCGUGUUCGCCGGGAAGUAUUUGAGCGGGGAGGCGAGGCGGCGGUUUAAUUUGGACUACAACUACUUCAAUGUCGGGCUGAUGACGCUUCCGGUGGAUCUGCCGGGCUUCGCCUUCAGAAAAGCGAGGCUUGCGGUGGAUCGGCUGGUGGAGACGCUCGCGGUCUGCGCCGAGCAGAGCCAGAGGAAGAUGGAGACCGGAGAAGAAGAGCCGAGUUGCCUGAUUGAUUUCUGGAUGCAAGACGCGAUUAGGGAAAUCAGCCAAGCGAAGGAGAACGGCGGCGAUUUAGGGUCCGUCUACAGCCACCGCGAAAUCGGCGGCCAUCUGUUCGAUUUCCUAUUCGCCGCGCAGGACGCUUCCACCUCCUCUCUCCUGUGGGCGGUGGCGCUCCUGGAGUCUCAUCCGGAGGUUCUCGAGAAAGUGAGGUCGGAGGUGAAGAGGUACUGGUCGCCGGAAUCGGGCGAGGACAUCGCCGCCGAGCAACUCAGGGAGAUGAAGUACGUGGAGGCGGUUGCGCGCGAGGUCAUCCGGUUCAGAGCUCCGGCGACGAUGGUGCCGCACAUCGCCGGGGUCGAUUUCCAGUUGACGGAGAAUUACGUCAUUCCCAAGGGCACCACCGUGUUCCCGUCGCUAUUAGACUCGUCGUUCCAGGGGUUCCCCGAACCGGAAAAGUUCGACCCGGAGCGGUUCAUGGGAGAACGGCAAGAGGACCGGGUUUACAGGAAGAACUUUCUAGCGUUCGGGGCUGGGCCCCACCAGUGCGUGGGCCAGAGGUACGCGUUCAAUCACCUCACGCUCUUCAUCGCCAUAUUUACGGCUGUGAUUGAUUUCAGGCGUCACCGAACGGACGGCUGCGAUGAGUUUGUGUAUAUCCCGACCAUUGCCCCCAAGGAUGAAUGCAGAGUUUACAUUUCCCAGAGGUGCAACAAAUUCCCCGACCGGUGUUGACGAUUUUGCCCCUCUGAGAUCGGAUUCUUCCAUGCAGCUUUUGACUUUUCCAGGGAUUCCAAUUGUGUUGUUCAUUACCUAAAUUAUUGAUCUCUGACUUUCUGUUCUUGUUUUCACACUCGGUACGGUAUUUCUCAAUUUUUUUACUGUGGGUGUUUUCUCCAGUCCUAAAAUAGUUACAUUCUUCAAUCGACGUGUAAAAUUUGUAAUUUUUAAAAUUAAUUGACAAAAUUUUAAAUUCACAAGAUAAGAAAUGGUAAAAAUAUUU